Molecule: messenger RNA, 2042 nt
Organism: Choloepus didactylus (southern two-toed sloth)
Lineage: Eukaryota; Metazoa; Chordata; Mammalia; Pilosa; Megalonychidae
Exons: 2
Coding region: 1-621 (206 amino acids)
Source: RefSeq, a predicted model, not a curated record
AUGGACAAGCAAAGGGAGGCCCUGAGUUUAGCUUUUCCAAGCUACACUCGGUUUGUGUGUCUAACGGAUGCUAAGCCCCUCUGGACUUUGACCCGCGCAUCCCGCUGGGGCCCGCGGGAGCCCACAGUGUCCUUGACUGGAACGCCGCCUCCCCUUCCCCUGGGCCGCGGCUUCCCACCCGCGCCGGGUCCCUGCCGCCUCCGCCGGCCCGCAGCCCCCUCGCUCCCGCGCUCCCGCGUCCCAGCAUCCCGGCGUCCCGGCUCCUGCGACAUGACGCUGAAGGCGAGCAAGGGCGAUGGCGGGGGCAGCAUGCGCACGGCGCUCUCCGACCUCUACCUGGAGCACUUGCUGCAGAAGCGCAGCCGGCCCGAGGUGAGCGGGCGCCGGGCCUGCGGGGCGGCCCUCUGCGCGCCGGGUGCGGGGCCCUCGCCGUCUCUUCAGGCCACGCCGCCCGCCGCGCGAUCUCUCCGGCCUGGGCCCUGUGCCCAGGGGCCCGGUUCCCCGGACAGAGUCCGCAGCGGCCGCGGCGUGGUUAGCGGGAGUGGGGUCGGGUGGCGAGCGCGCGAACCCGCUCGGGCCGGGCACCGGGUGCGGGGCGUGGUGGUCCUCGCGCGCAGCUAGCCCGGAGCAGCCCUUCCAGGCGGAAUGAGGAGAGGCCGCGGGCCGGAGAGAGCGGCUGUUAAGGUCAAGGGAAGCUUGGUGGAUGGAGACCGAGUUAACAAAAGGACUUUAAGAAGCAUAUCUGAGAGGAGGACUCCCCGGUUGGGAAGUGCUUGUGUUUAGGUCAGCAAGGGUGGCUGUAAAAGCCGACUUGAGGGUUUAGAGCCCUCACUCGCUGUCCCUCUGCAUUGAGGCAGGUCCCCUUGUGGCACGAGAUAGAUGGGGUGGCUUGUAGGUAUUCGCAGGUGGCACAGUGACGCCAAAGAUUUUGGAGGCGGUUCGGCCUUCCAGACUCUCACGGUGAUGGUAAAUAGCUGGUAAUCUCUGUCCUCAAAUAUGUGCUGAGGCGAGGUGUUGCGGUUAUCCAGUGGUCACAGCAAAUCUCCCUCAAACUUAGUGGCUUCUCAGCACAACAGUCGUUUUCUUUUUCUCUCUCCAAGUUUUGGAUGUGGAUCAGACCCAGGGAGGUGGUUGUCACUCGCGGUCUCUCAGGGGGUUGCAGUUAGACGCUGGCUCACUCAUCUGGAGGCUAACGCUGGCUGUGGGCUGCAGCUGGAAGCCAGAAGACCUGCCAGUGGCCUCUCCAUGUGGCCCAGCCUUCCUCACAGCAUGGGGAUCAGGUAGCAAGAGAAAUAUCCAGAGAGAGAGAGAGAAAGAGAACCGGGCAGAAGCUGUAUUUGAUGACCCAGCUUCAGAAGUCUCAGCGUCAUUUCCGUCCCCGAAUCCAUUUCCCUGACUGCAAGGUCCUCCGGGGUUUCAUACUCAGUUCUUUAUUUUGGGUGCCUACCGCAGUAGUGCCUCAGAAAUGCUUACUGACUUAAAGGACCAAAGAGAUAGACAUUAGCGAUUUACAGGUGAGGAAACUGGGCGAUCCAUGAGGAAAAGCAAACAGUAGAGCAUAGACUCUUCAGGAAGGGUGAAAUUAGCUCAAAGAAACAAUUUAUAUGCAUUGGAACUGAGGUUAGAUUUUUGUGCCUGCAGUCAAAGCUCAGUGUUUUUUCUCCUUCACCAAAUGCCUCACCUGUAUAUACUGACCAGAGUGCAGUGUUCAUACCGUCCGUCAUUUCAGUCUGGGCUCAAAUGAGUGACUAAAUGAACAAGCAGGGAAGACACUGUUUUCUCUGUUAGAUGAAAAAACAAAAUUGGCAGUUGCUUGAUGGGAUCUGCACUGGAUGGGAAGCAAAGUUUAAAACAAACUGGUUCCAUGGAAGUUUGGAUGUUUGAUUUUUUUUUCUUCUCUAUAAUCAGAGUUCAUUUCGUUGAGCUUUAAUUUUUAAAAAAUCUUUUUACUGAAUUUAUUUUUGGCAGCUUUAUUGAGGUAUAAUUUGCAUACAGUAGAAUUCGCAGCUUGUAACUGUACACUUCAGUGAGAUUUGUCAAAU